AUGUUGAAGGCGGGAUUCAUCAGGCAGCCCGAUAUGUCGAGUGAUUAUAGAAAUCUCAACGAAGCUACUCCAAAUGAGUAUCCUAUGCCAAUGGCUGACAUGUUAAUUGACGGAGCAGCUCAUAACCAAAUUUUAUCUUUCAUGUAUGGUAACUUAGGGUAUAACCAGAUUAUGGUUGCAGAAAAAGACAUCCAUAGAACAACAUUCAGAUGUCCAGGAGCAAUAGGGACAUAUGAAUACAUUGUCAUGCCAUUCAGGCUAAAAAACGCAGGGGCCAUAUAUCAAAGAGCGAUGAAUGCUAUAUUCCACGACAUGAUCGGACAUACCCUUGAAGAGAAAGCCGCACAUGUUGAGGACCUCCGCAAGGUUUUCAUCAGAAUGAGACAACAUCAUCUGAAGAUGAAUCCAAAGAAAUACACAUUCAGUGUCCAGGAUGGUAAUUUCAUGGGUUUUCUGGUACAUCAUAGAGGCAUUGAAGUAGACAAGAAUAAAGCUAAGGCAAUCAUCGAUGCCCUAGUCUCUUGA
Molecule: messenger RNA, 525 nt
Organism: Prunus armeniaca (apricot)
Lineage: Eukaryota; Viridiplantae; Streptophyta; Magnoliopsida; Rosales; Rosaceae
Source: the annotation of a GenBank genome assembly